UGAGGUCACAAAGCCCCCAGGAAGGAGAGGCUACGUCUUCAGAGGCAAGGAUUCUGGGAGCUGCUUGGGCUGGAGCUGGGCUUAGGUGCUCACCGGAGGCUUGGAGGUGACUAUAGCUCUCUUCAUCAUGUGUGAGGAGGUAGAGGCGACCGUGCAGAAACCCACGCAGAGCCUGAGGCACAGCAAGGAGGAGCUGAACAGGCUUAACCGGGCCAUCCAGCAGCUGACUGCGGAGGUGGACAGCGCUAAGAGUCAGCCCUGUGAACUAGACAGAGCCACGGAGCCACGAGCUCAGCAGGAGGAGGGUGCCUCAGACAGCGCCCAGGGCAAGCUGGCCUGGUUGGAGGCCGCCCUGCAGCGAGCCAAGCACGACAUGGCGCGCCAGCUGCGUGAGUACCAGGAUCUCAUGAUCGUCAAGCUGGGCCUGGACUUUGAGAUCGCCACCUACCGCAAGCUGCUGGAGGGCGAGGAGAGCAGGCUUGGUCUGGGAUUUGGGGCAGGGAACUUCUCCCUGGGCAGCUCUCCCCACUGCGGGCUCGGCUCAGCCUCGGGCCCCGCCCGCCUGCCACCUCCCGGAGCGGGCUCCAGCGCCCUGGAGACGAGCGCCCCUGGCGGCGGCUGCGCGCUCUGCGGCUCCCCCGGCUGCCUGGGCGGCUUCGGCUGCGGCGGCGCCCGCGGAUGUUGAACAUUCCUGCCCAGCUCCGGAGAAAUCAGAGACCCCUAGCUCCUGCCCCAAGGACUUGACCCUGUGCCUCAGACGCCCCCUCCCACCUGGCCUCAAUUCAUCUUUCCCUCUUGCUCCCCCCACCCCCCACCCCGGAGCGUAAAGUCUUGGAAUCUCACUUACCGGGUGGUGACUGCCCUGUCCCCUGCAUGAAGGUAGCGGGGACACUGUGCCACUGGGGGAGGCCUGGUGGCUUACCUGGACACAGUACCCUGCUCCUCUGACCUGCCCCCCACUCCUCUUUCCCUGAGACUCCUCCUUUGCAAUAAAAAGUUCUU
Zalophus californianus (California sea lion) is the source of this 1002-nucleotide messenger RNA. Its product is annotated as keratin, type II cuticular Hb1-like. The transcript has 5 exons. Gene Ontology annotation, cellular component: keratin filament. Bases 128 to 685 code for a protein of 185 amino acids. The record is from RefSeq and is a predicted model, not a curated record. Gene Ontology annotation, molecular function: structural constituent of skin epidermis. NCBI's taxonomy places the organism in Eukaryota, Metazoa, Chordata, Mammalia, Carnivora, Otariidae. Gene Ontology annotation, biological process: keratinization; intermediate filament organization.